ACAUGGAGCGAACAAGUAGUAUUAGGAAAAAAACCUUGGCAAGACAGCACAAAGCAGAGGUUAUGAUUGCUGGAGAACAACUUAGACUUAAACUUCAUGAUGGGAAGCUGAUCAAGGAGCGGCGGUACCACCUGAGAACAUACCCCAACUGUUUUUUGGGACAGGAGCUAAUAGAUUGGUUGUUAAGCCAUAAAGAGGCUCCAGACCGGACAACAGCAGUGUGCCUUAUGCAGCAUCUCAUGGAUCAUGACAUUGUGCACCAUGUGUGUGAUAAGUAUUCAAUAUUUAAAGAUGCAAAACGACUCUAUCGAUUCAGAAAAGAUGAUGGUACAUUUCCCUUCAACACUGAAGUAAAAAUCUUCAUGAGAGGACAACAACUGUAUGAACAGCUGAUAGGGGACAAGAACUCAAUCCUGCAGCUAAGAGAGGAACAUGGUGUAACUUAUCAGCGAGCAUUUCCAGGAUGUCAGUUCAUAGACUGGAUUAUUCAGAAUGGGGAGGCAGAGAGCAGGCGUCGUGGGCUGGACCUCUGCCGGGCAUUGCAGGAACAUGGCAUCAUUCAGCAUGUGUCAAAAAAACAUGAUUUUUUUGACAGUGGAUUGCUUUAUCAGUUCUGCAUAAAUUUUCGUCGGCGUCGCAGACUAUCUGAACUAUUAAAUGACACUGAGCAAAACAAUGAAGAAGGAGGAGUGCUGUGUAAAGAAGAAAACCACCAUCAAGACAGCCCAUUUCUUGUCUGUAAACACUCACUUCAUGAUGAACACAGUGGCUUCCAGUCUGUGGGGCUUCGUAAGGAAAUAAAAUCAGUCACCAGUGGUCGCAGAGGAAGCUUGAACUCACUUAAGAUACGAUCAGAUUUUCCUUCUUUCACCCCACUGUCUUCAAUCUCUACAGUCCAGUGUAACCCAAAAUCAGUUCUGUCUCGAAAUUUCACAUGUGAAGAGUUACUGGCACCUGGUGCACCAUUCAUCAAGAAAGUGUUGACGGUGAUUGGAGAUGCUCUGGGCUGGGGCUUUGUUGUCAGGGGCACUGCUCCUUGCUAUGUACAAGCUGUGGACCCAGGAAGUCCAGCUGCAGCUGCAGGGAUCAAGGUCCGCCAGUUUGUGUGCCAGGUUAAUGGACAGUUUGUGCUGUACAUGGACUACAGAACAGUGACAAAGCUCGUGAUGACAGGAACUCGCACUGUUGUAGUAGAAGUUAUGGAGCCUCUGGAAGAAUAGAAAAUAACUU
Molecule: messenger RNA, 1230 nt
Organism: Periophthalmus magnuspinnatus
Lineage: Eukaryota; Metazoa; Chordata; Actinopteri; Gobiiformes; Gobiidae
Product: DEP domain-containing mTOR-interacting protein
Exons: 9
Coding region: 3-1220 (405 amino acids)
Biological process (GO): intracellular signal transduction
Molecular function (GO): protein binding
Source: RefSeq, a predicted model, not a curated record